Truncatella angustata is the source of this 675-nucleotide messenger RNA. RefSeq names its product GNAT domain-containing protein. NCBI's taxonomy places the organism in Eukaryota, Fungi, Ascomycota, Sordariomycetes, Amphisphaeriales, Sporocadaceae. Gene Ontology annotation, molecular function: acyltransferase activity, transferring groups other than amino-acyl groups. The record is from RefSeq and is a predicted model, not a curated record. Bases 1 to 675 code for a protein of 224 amino acids. The transcript has a single exon.
AUGGCAACAGUCACUGUCUUAACGACGCUUCCCAACUUCGAAGAUGGCAUGAUCCAGGCAUUCAGGAGUAAACGACUCAUAAUGCGCCCUUUGCUUCAUCCCACGGAUCUGGAGGCAUAUCGAACUAUCCGCAGCCAGCCCGCAGCUAUGACUGGAUCGCGCACAGGCCUACCGGAUGAUACUAUAGAGCAGACGGAGGCUAAGCUCAUGCGCCUGCAGCCUCCAUAUAGUGGCUCGCACGUAUACUUUGGGGUCUAUCUCAAAGGGGUAGAAGGCGCCGAGGGCGAGCUGAUCGGUGAUGGAGGGGUGCACAAGUUCUCAGAUACUCAGACCGGGUGGCCAGAAUUCGGCUAUAAGUUCAAGCAGGAAUACUGGGGCCAAGGAUACGCUUCGGAAUUUGCGCUAUCAUUCGUGCAGUUCUGGUGCAGCCUACCACGUGCCAAAAAACAGGCCGAGGUCGCGUUGAAUUCUGUUGUUACUGCUAAGGAGGAAGUGGCGCUGUCUGGAUUGAUAAAAGACAAGAGCACCCCUCUACGGGUUGAGGAAAUAAUUUGUGCUUGGACUACGAUUGGGAACAAGGCGAGCCAGAGGGUUCUGCAAAAGACUGGGUUCCAGUCUUUCGAUGGACCAGAAGAUGGUUUCGUCCACUGGCGAAGGACUCUUCCUAGGUCUUGA